Molecule: messenger RNA, 624 nt
Organism: Trypanosoma brucei brucei TREU927
Lineage: Eukaryota; Euglenozoa; Kinetoplastea; Trypanosomatida; Trypanosomatidae
Exons: 1
Coding region: 1-624 (207 amino acids)
Biological process (GO): endosome transport via multivesicular body sorting pathway; protein transport; late endosome to vacuole transport
Cellular component (GO): multivesicular body; ESCRT III complex
Source: RefSeq, a predicted model, not a curated record
AUGUCUGUUAAUCAGCUGCAGGACCUUCACUUUCAACUCAAGUAUGUUGUGAAACAGUUCAAUAAAAACUCGACGCGAUGUGAGAAGGAACAGAAGGCUGAAUUGGGUAAGUGUAAAAAGGCAAUGGCGAAGGGCAACAUGGAUAUAGCGCGUAUUUUUGCUGAAAACAGCAUUCGAAAGAGGAACGAGUCCCUGAGCCACCUCCGCCUCGCCUCGCGUAUGGAUGCCGUUGUCUCACGCCUCGAUACAGCCAUCAAGAUGAACAAAGUAACAAGAGGGAUGAGUCAGAUGGUACAUGGAAUGGACAAGGUUGUUCAGUCCAUGAACCCAGAGAAGAUAUCAGAACUCAUGGAGAAAUUUGAGAAACAAUUUGAAACAAUGGAUGUUGCAUCUGAAUACAUGGAAACCGCAAUAGGGCAAACAACGUCUACCAGCAUGCCGGAGGAUGAGGUAUCUUUACUCCUGUUGCAGGUGGCUGAAGAGGAAGGUCUGGCCGUUAAGGAGGAGUUAUUCAAUAAGGCAAAGCUUCCGCAGCAGCAACCCGUGGCGCCAGAGGCAACUAAAUUAGCUGAACCGGAUCUUGAUGAGCUGAGUGCACGACUUGACAUGUUACGGGGUAAAUAA